AAGAAAAGAGGAACGAUGAAACCAGGACUGUUGGAUGGAGGUGGAUGAGGAAGAAUAUGAGGUUAUGUCGUGAGCAUAUCGUUUUGAAGGAAAGUCAUUUGAUCUCAGGUUUGACAGAUUAGGUUUCACCUACAGUGCAGGACACACAUGUGACUCAUGAAUAAGAUAUGGAUAUACUGGUGUCCAGUAUCUAAAUAGGUAGGCUAUACCAGGCAGCCACAACAGAACUUCAGAGCCAAGGGAAUAAUUCACGUAGAAAACAUCAUCUGUUCCAUUGAUGCUGCUAUCAUUUCGUCCACUACAGCAAGAUGUUUGUUGACCUAAAGAUCUAACUCUAGGGUAUACUUUUGUAUGGCAUUCUAAAGUGAGCUAAACUUUCAUCAAACUUCUUCAACUUGAGGUGAACGUCUGUUCAAAGUCGGUCCUUCACCAGAAAGAAUAUCAAGUUGAAUUUAUGAAACAGAAACAAUGACCAAGCGAAGUGACAAUGACAGCGACAGUUGUCCGGUGCCAACCCUGCUGCACAAGAAAAGCAAAGGGGAAAAGCAUGUGUCUUUUCCUCCAGAUGAAGACAUUGUGUCUGGCUUCGCAGAGCACAGGGACCUAGGCAGAGACGUUGACAGCCUCACCUUGGCAGAGGUAAUUCUGGCCUACAAGAAGAGCUGUGAAAGGCACCAAGUGGAACCCAACCCCAAGAUUGUGGAGCAACUGGAGCUGGCGACGUGUGUGAAAGGUACACUCAGGUGUCUGGAUUUAGAAGGUGAGCGAUUAGAAUCCAGCUCUUGCGAGUCUCUGGAAAUCCUACUGAAAUCACUGCACUUUGAUUUCAUCAAUCUGCGGGCGACGAAACUGGAGGAAAAUGGAGCAUCGUCAUUGCUGGAUAUGAUUUUAUACUAUGAACCUACAACACAUCUUGACAUCUCUGACAACACCAGUAUGGGGAUAUCAGGCUGGAGGGCCCUCUCUCAUUUGAUCAAGCAGAGUGGUUGUCUAUUGAGGCUGGAUGCCUGUAAGGUGUCCAUGCAAGGCUAUCCUGCCCAGGCCCUGGCUAAAGCUCUGCCCAGCAGCCGGCUGGCCGUUCUCAGCCUCCACGGUUGCUACCUCAGCGGCAGGCCCCUCUUCACACUUGUUGGGGCGUUGAAGACCAACAGAGGCCUUCAGGAGCUGUACCUAGCUAGCAACAAGCUCAACAGUUACCAGGACUCCAUGCAGUUAGGCGAUCUCCUCAGAUACAACAGCACCCUCCGUGUACUGGACCUUGGCGCCAACGCUAUUGCUGACGCAGGUCUGGAGGAGAUCUGUGAAGGUCUGAAAAUGCAGACUGCUGGUCUGAGGGUCCUCAUGCUGAACAGCAACAUGAUCACUUACAAUGGUCUGGUGUAUCUUGCCAAAGUUCUGCCUGUACUGAAGACACUAGAGAUUUUGAAUUUGGGGGAAAACAAGCUACAGAACCGAGGAAUCCACACACUGAAGGAACCCCUGAUCAUGAACCAGUCGUUACUACACCUAGCUCUGGAACAGACCCACAUCACCUGUGAAGGAGCCGUGGCGUUGGCUGAGUUCAUCGCUGAGAGCCGUCAGAUCCAGCACCUGGACCUUCGUGAGAAUGAGGUAAGGGCCGGCGGGCUCAUGGCCUUGUCACUGGCCUUGCGGAUCAACAGCUCUGUCACCACACUGCAGCUGGACCACAAAGAGGAACAGGAGGAGUUUCUGAUGGAGACCCAGGAGAGACUGCUAGGGGAGAUCAGUGAUCUCUGUGUCGCCAACGCAGGCAAAGCUGGCAUCGCCGCGGCAACCGAUCAGCGGCCGACUCUUCGGAAGCCUGGACCAGAGGAGGCGACCACAUGACCUGAGAUGGACACACACACACACAUCUAUACAGCAUACACACACGCGCACACACACACAUGAAUCUGUAUAGCACCAGCACACACAAAAGUAUACCCAUACACACACUCAUCCAACUGCAAAUAAUCCACACGCGCGCAGGGCCUGUCCCAAAGUCUUGGUCCAAAGAGCUGACUCAUGGAUCUAUUCGGAUAAUAAUUUGAUCGCAAAUAAUGAUAACCAUAAAACUCUAAAUCCCUGGUAAUAAAGCUGGCGUGGGGCUCCCUAAUGAAACAGCAGCCACCCCGCUGUUUCCCCGCUAAUGGACCCGCCGAGGCUUUCGCCACUUUCCAUAAAGCAAUUUUGCGAGCCCACUCCAAACGUGAAUCACCUCGAAAUGAAGCGAACGGUAUCCUCCCUUCCGUCUCAUCCCUCUCCCUGCCAGGCCUCCCACCCGCCCCCCCAGAGAGAGCCACACAGUCUAAAGCUCAGUUGAUGCGGAUGUGUGUCGCCGUUUGUUUGUACGAAUGUGUGUUUGUCAGCGUCUGCGCGUGUGUGCGCGUGUGUGGGUGUGCCUGUUGUAAAUCCUUGUUUUGUUGUGUUCCAUCAUUGCUAAUGUUCACACUGAUGCGCUGAGGGAUGUUCCCUUGUGUCGCUGCGUGUGUUUGUGUGUGUGUGUGUACGCACUGAUGUAGUGUAGCUUCAUUGCUGUGACACAAACAGCAGCCCUGAACUUAUAUCCAAACACAUCAGCUGAAGAACAUGUUCAGAGACACAAUAGCAGCAACACAAAGGUCUACUGUUGAGGCCGCGUGUUUGUAAAUAUCCAUAAAUAUCCAGUCCGUCGUGUGUUUUUUUUUCAGUCUUUUCGUUUCUCCCCUCACUCUUAAAACUUGGGCUACAGUUUCAGUCAAUGCUGAAAUGAUCCUAUUAAAAGCGACAUUGAAAUGUGAUGUGU
This is a messenger RNA of Hypomesus transpacificus, 2785 nucleotides long. RefSeq names its product protein phosphatase 1 regulatory subunit 37. Gene Ontology annotation, molecular function: protein binding. The record is from RefSeq and is a predicted model, not a curated record. The transcript is spliced from 11 exons. Bases 469 to 1848 code for a protein of 459 amino acids. Lineage: Eukaryota; Metazoa; Chordata; Actinopteri; Osmeriformes; Osmeridae.